AUGUCCGCGACACAAACCAUACAGAUCUUGAGCAUAUCCACCGCGCUGUUAGCGUCGGGCGGAAUAGCAGCAUUAUCUCUCUUCGACGUUCCAAUGUUACAAUCACAGCCAGCAUCUCGAUCUCUUCCAAUGAUACGCUGGCUCUUCUCAAGAGGCUCCCACACGUUUCCAACAGCCGCAAUCACAUCCGCAUCCGGCUUCGUCUAUCUCGCUUACAAAGCUCUCCCACCAUCUUCCGUCAACUCGAUUUCCUCAAUCGUUCAGCAUGCCGUCAAGGGCAAGCCAGGCCUUUAUCUCGCCGCCGCCGCGCUUUCCUUCAGCAUCGCGCCAAUCACGGGUCUGGCCAUGAUACCCACAAACUUCGCCCUUAUCAGGAAGAAUGAAGAGUUGGGCGGGAGCCGAAGUAAGGCGUCUGCCGAGUACCGGGAAAAGACUGGAUCGAAAGAGCGAAGCGCUGAUGAAUCCGUGGGCAGCAAGGAUGACGUGAGUCAAUGGAAGGAUUUGAGUGUACCGCAAGAGAAAACGGAGAGGCAGAGUACCCAAGCAGAGGAUCAAGAGGUAAAUGAGCUGCUGGACAAGUUCGGCAAGUUGAACAUGCUGAGGGCGGUAGCUAUUGGCUCAGGUGGUAUCGUGGGGUUGAUGGCUGUUUUGGCGUAG
This is a messenger RNA of Alternaria incomplexa, 657 nucleotides long. RefSeq lists its product as uncharacterized. The transcript has a single exon. The record is from RefSeq and is a predicted model, not a curated record. The coding region runs from base 1 to 657 and encodes 218 amino acids. NCBI's taxonomy places the organism in Eukaryota, Fungi, Ascomycota, Dothideomycetes, Pleosporales, Pleosporaceae.